Molecule: messenger RNA, 2227 nt
Organism: Poecilia reticulata (guppy)
Lineage: Eukaryota; Metazoa; Chordata; Actinopteri; Cyprinodontiformes; Poeciliidae
Source: RefSeq, a predicted model, not a curated record
UUCUGCUUGUUGCAAUAAAAAACGCAACAAGUUAAACCUGAAGAGUUCAGGUGAAGAGUUCCAGCUGGAGCCCCCAGGGACCCCCCUCUGGCUGUCACUGACCUGUUUCUCAUGGACCAGAACUCUGAGUCCGCCUCUGAAGGUUUACUUCACAGAAUUGUGCAGAGAGCGUUAUCUGUGACUGGACUUCCCAGUCUGGCCAGUAGCGUUUGGAGCUACGUGGAUAAUACUAUAAGGUGGUGCUGGAUCCCUGACUGGCUGCCAUCAUGGUGUCCCACCUCUCAGAGCCAGCUGGAGGCUGCAGAGAACAGGAUGCUGAGCUGUAUCAGAACUGCAUUUACCAAGGAGUUUGUCCCCGUCUCCUGUGGCAACAUGCUGUGGACGCUGGCUUUUUGCAGUGACGGUGUUAAGGAUAAAACCCCCAUAGUCCUGCUGCAUGGGUUUGGAGGUGGCGUGGGUCUGUGGGCUCAGAACGUGGAAGCUCUCUCACAGGACCGGCCGGUCUAUGCUCUGGACCUGCUGGGCUUUGGCCAGAGCACAAGGCCUGUCUUCUCCACAGACCCUCUGGAAGCAGAAGUUCAGUUUGUGGAGUCUAUUGAACAGUGGAGGGCCAAAGUGGGUGUGGAGUCCAUGAUAAUCCUGGGUCACAACCUGGGAGGAUUCCUGGCUGUGUCUUAUGCUAUUAAAUAUCCAGCCAGGGUGAAACACCUGGUACUGGUGGAGCCGUGGGGUUUUCCUGAGGUUCAGGAGAUGGUGGAAGCAGACCGCCCCAUUCCGGUGUGGAUCAAAGCCCUCGGAGUGAUGUUCAGUCCCUUCAACCCGCUAGCCGGCCUGAGGCUGGUCGGACCCCUCGGUCCUACUCUAGUUCAGACACUGAGACCCGACUUCAAGAAGAAGUUCUCCGCCAUGUUCUCAGACAACACUGUGUCAGAGUACAUCUACCACCUGAAUGUCCAGUCUCCCAGCGGAGAGACUGCUUUUAAGAGCAUGACGGGUUCGUGCGGCUGGGCUAAGAGGCCCAUGCUGCAGAGGUUAGACCAGCUGCAUCCUGACAUCCCCAUCUCCAUCAUCUACGGCUCACGCUCCAGCAUAGACAGCACCUCAGCCGCCUCCAUCAAAGAGAUGAGAACAAACUCUCACGUGGAGAUCAUUACCAUGCGUGGAGCUGGACACUACGUUUUUGCCGACCAGCCCGAUGAUUUCAAUAACAAAGUCUUGCAGGUGUGUAAAAAAGUGGACUGAGAACAGGGACGGUCUGGAUGUCAAUCUGUGGAGCAAAAGGAGAGCGUGACUCACUAACAUCACGUUCUGAUCUGCUGUGGGAUCUCCUUAAGAAAAAAGGAACGAGUGUUUUAGAGAGGAAAAAAGGAGCAUGACUCGGAUAUGAGGACAUGAUUCUGAUCAUCAGACCAGUGAUUCAGUGGUAUUCUUAGAAUCCCGAAAAAAUCCAGCUGAUGCCAUUCAUCUGAUCGGUGCUAUUUAGCAGCAUUCCCAGUAUCACCAAUAAUCCCAUUAGACCUGAACUGGGUGGUUCAUUUGAAUUACUUGUGAGCGCCACACUAUACAUUCUGGGUCGGAGAGCAGGAGGAUGGGUUCCAAACAUCCAUCUGACUGGAGUGUACAUCUUCACACUCAAUCUUCUAAAAUAUUAUAAGAAUUGGAAAAUUACUCCAUUUUAUUUUAUUUUUGUUCUAACCCAGCAUUUAUUCAUAAAUUCUGCCUGUGGGAUGUUGAGUGGAGAAGUUACUUCCACUACAACAUUGUUUUUGUUCUCAGCUUUAGUUUGUUUCUGCCACAAUCACAUGUUCACUCCAGCUCUGACUGAUGUUUCUGUGCUGAGCCUUGGCAGUGGCCUCUUCUUCCUCUUCUGAUCCAGAAUUAAGCUGUGAGGAUCUACUGGGAAGCUGGAGUUCCUGGAGCAAAGGUUUUCUAUAAUACAAAGAUUCUCAAGUUAAGCUGAAAUGUUUUAAUCUGUUCAGAAUGAACAGAAUCACGCUGAUAAAACAUUAGAAAAAGUGGAAAACUGUUAAAAUUUUUUGUUAGUAGAACCACAAAUAUUUGAUGAAAUGGGUGUUUUCUAAAAACGCAUCUCAUUUAUGUUUUUCUGAGAGUAUAGUAAAUAUUGGAUUUUUAUGUUUGUAAUGAUCUAUUUUAAAAGUGCAACGUACUUGUGUUCUUCCUGCUGUUUCAUUGCAGCCUAAUUAACAUUAAAAAGCAGUUUUCAGAG